AUGGCGCUGUCAUUGGACGACCGGCUGUUAGGCGAGAAAGUACAAUGUUACAUUUCCGACGAUGAAGACGAGGAAACCAAAAAGGCACCGGAAGAAAACGGACCUCUAAAAAAUGUCGCAUCACAGCGACACAAUCCUCAGGCCCCUCAAACAGGGCCUAAGGGUGUCAUCAACGACUACAAAGAAUUUCAAAAGACUGGCUCAGUGCCUGGCCAAAUAACCCCUACUGACGUGGAAACCGACGAGAACUCUGAUCUGAGCGAUCUGGACGAUGACGAAGAGUUUGAAAAAUAUCGUGAACAAAGACUUCAACAGAUGCUCCUAACGCAAGCAGUAAUAACGACGACUGAGACGAGGUCGAAAGCAAUUUUCGAUCUGGACGCGGAAAAUUAUGUUGAAGAGCAGGAAUCAUCUGGCAACGUUGUGACUCUUCUGUACGACUCCAGCGAUGAAAACUCAAAAGUCAUGCAUCGCGCGAUAACGCAUUUAGCUAGACAGUUGCCUCACGUCAAAUUCUGUAGAGCAGAGCGAAGGAUUCUCUCUGCACAAGCGAGCAUGGAUCUUCUGUCACAACGAGGCUUACCUUGUUUGAUCGGUAAUUACGACGGAAAUCAAGUGGGCGCAAUCGUCUGGCCCGAGAUCGUCAAUGAGCUUGGCGAAGAGUUUCUUCCAGAGCAUCUGUUUUCACUCCUCAGAGAACGAAACUUUAUUUAA
Messenger RNA from Oikopleura dioica, 714 nucleotides. The record is from the annotation of a GenBank genome assembly. Lineage: Eukaryota; Metazoa; Chordata; Appendicularia; Copelata; Oikopleuridae.